UAUUACGUAGAAUAGAGUUCCGACACUGCCGGUUCCUCUUGAUAAGACCCACCAGACUUAAUAGAGUCCCAGUUGAAGAUUGUAGGUAUCAAAGAUUUCUAGCAACAGAAUGCAUUGCCUCACCGGACUCGCUUUUUGUAUUACUCUUGGCAUUGUCAUGGGUGCCCUUAGGAACGAAUGUUCGUCUGACCCCGACUGUCCCUCCACUCAUUGCUGUGUGACGGACUAUCACGGCAAGUAUUGCUCCGCCUACCAGAACGUAUCACAACCCUGCCACCUGCCGGGCCAUUCUCUUCAUACUUACCACUGUAACUGUGCUCCAGGCUACUCCUGUCAACCAAUGCAUCUAACAGCCGACGCAUCCCUUGCACAAGCACUACAUCAAGUGGAAGAGAUUUUGACACACACCGGUUAUGGAACUUGUCAGAUAGUUGUAUAAAAAUUGUUUUUGCCAAA
Molecule: messenger RNA, 456 nt
Organism: Magallana angulata
Lineage: Eukaryota; Metazoa; Mollusca; Bivalvia; Ostreida; Ostreidae
Product: neurogenic locus protein delta-like
Exons: 3
Coding region: 110-439 (109 amino acids)
Source: RefSeq, a predicted model, not a curated record